UCAGCCUCCCAAGAAAGACGACUCCCCUACCGCCUGCCACAUGUAGCCUCCCACACUGCUGUGGAAUACAGAGCCGCUAUUUAUAGUGCUAGCCGGGGGCCUGCAACCCUGGGCAUGGCUGCAACUUUCAUUUAAACAGCCAUCCUGAGCUAUACACCACGACACGCGGUUGGACGAAAGACAAACGGCGACAAAGUAGGACGACUAAAUUUUCAGAGUUUUUCGAUGGCGGCCUACAAAGAGGACGUAGAGGAACUUGACUGACAGGACCACAGACAUCUGCACCUGUUUGUCAAUGAAGGCUAUUGUUGGAUUCACCGAUAUGAUCCGAGGAAGGCUUACGGAACACGACUGACCUUGAAAUGCUCUGGAGAAGUUUUUAGGAGAGCAAGCCAAGAAAGAUUUUGAUGGCCAGACUUUGACAAAACUCAAGGUAUUUGAUGCCUCUGCUGUAUUACUUAAAGAGAAGUACAACAAGUCUGAGGUAACUUCUUUUCAUUUUACUCGACAUACUGUAAGUCACAGAGUAAAGGCUUCUUGAGAGUGAAGUUGUAAUGCCAGCUCUGGGGGAAACAAACUUCAGACCCUUGUAAUUAGGGUCUACCUAUAAAAGGCAACCAAGAACGAGGCUGAGACUGUUCCCGAAAGGAUUUUGACUGUUAUCGGGGUCCAACGCUCAUACGUGAUGGAUGCUCACGGUGGACACUACCUGGACAAAAAGGCCGUAUUGUCACCUUUAGGUGCGGCGCGAAUGUGCCAACUGCUCUUUGGGUCGGCCAUCAUCGCCCUUGUGUCGCACAACGCAGGCUACAGCGCCACCUAUGGAUACUUCUGCAUGUUUACGUGGUGCUUCUGCUUUGCUGUCACCCUGGUGAUAUUCAGCUUGGACAUCACGCGACUCCACGUCUGCAUGCCCAUCUCGUGGGACAACUUGACGGUGGCUUUCGCCAUGCUGGCGACACUCAUGUAUAUCACUGCCUCCGUGGUGUACCCCGUCUACUUCCUGGAUGUGGACUGCCCCGACGAAGGCUGCGAGGAGCAAGCCUACCGCAUUGCCGUGACCGUCGUCUCCAGCGUCUGCGUCUUCCCGUACGCCGCCGAAGUGUUCAUAACUCGUGCCAAACCGGGCGCCGUGGUGGGAUACAUGGCAACGGUGUCCGGUCUACUUAAGGUGGUCCAGGGAUUUGUGGCCUGCAUUAUUUUCGGAGCGCUGGACAAUUACAGCGAGUACGAAAACUACGCGGCCACUGAGUACUGUGUGGUGGUGUACAGUCUGUGCUUCUCCAUCACUGUGCUUGUGAUCAUGGUGACAAUAUCUGGCAGGACGUCUUCCCUACGGUUCGCCUUUGAUCGCUUCGUCGUCGUCUACACCUUCAUGGCUGUGAUUCUCUACCUCAGCACCGCACUGGUUUGGCCCAUCUUCAGCUUUGAUAAGAAGUACAGCGUGACAAUGCGUCCGGAGGUGUGUCCGCGAGGAAAAUGCCCUUGGGACAGCAAGAUGGUGGUAGCCGUGUUCAGCAACGUCAACCUCAUUCUUUACUUUGUUGACCUGAUCUACUCACAAAGGAUUCGCUUCAUCUCCAAUGCUGCUGUCUGAAUGUCCAUAUCAGAUAUUUGUUAGGAUCAUUCUUUUUCAUCUGCUGACUAUGCCCACUGCCAAGAAGGGGGAUGUGACAUCAUGACAAUCGAUUUUCCUGACAGAUUAUUAAGAAUUCAUAUUUGAGACUCUUUUGUGAUUAAGGGCUAUAUAAAUAUAUUUCAAUUGAUUUCAUUUGAAAGAUUUUACCUGAUUCUCAUGCUGGUUACGCUAAGUGCUUGUUAACGUGUCUAAUAAGUUGUUAAGUUUAUUGAUACUCAUUCAGCUUGUUUGUAUUGGUCUGGAUGCUGCUUCUCACGGCUCAGUGUUUAUUACAUAACCAUACCGCACAUAAUUGUUGCCUAGGUAAUGAUUACAAUAUCAGUAUGGCGCCAUUACGGCUAAGUUUGAACAAAUGGACUAUGUAUGUAAUUGUAAAACUAAAGGCAUAUCUCGUUUGGAUAUACACAUAAUACUUUGCACUGAGCCUUUUUCAUUCGGGCUCCCUCAUCCUUUUUCUGUAACCCUCCUGUCAAACUUUCAUAUUAGCAAAAAAAAUUUCUGCUAUCCACUGACUGUUUACGCUAUUGUGUUUCUGAGUGUAGUCGAUUGUCUAUAUUUGAGUAUUUAUAUAACCAUUUGCUUCUCUGUAGGGUAUUUGUCAAUACCAAUAAAUUAUAACAUUGACAAAGAA
This is a messenger RNA of Syngnathus typhle (broad-nosed pipefish), 2270 nucleotides long. Its product is annotated as myeloid-associated differentiation marker-like protein 2. Bases 686 to 1597 code for a protein of 303 amino acids. Gene Ontology annotation, cellular component: membrane. The record is from RefSeq and is a predicted model, not a curated record. The transcript has a single exon. NCBI's taxonomy places the organism in Eukaryota, Metazoa, Chordata, Actinopteri, Syngnathiformes, Syngnathidae.